Messenger RNA from Helianthus annuus (common sunflower), 493 nucleotides. RefSeq names its product 40S ribosomal protein S29. Lineage: Eukaryota; Viridiplantae; Streptophyta; Magnoliopsida; Asterales; Asteraceae. The record is from RefSeq and is a predicted model, not a curated record. Gene Ontology annotation, molecular function: zinc ion binding; structural constituent of ribosome. Gene Ontology annotation, cellular component: cytosolic small ribosomal subunit; ribosome. Gene Ontology annotation, biological process: translation. The transcript has 3 exons. Bases 97 to 267 code for a protein of 56 amino acids.
UCACUCCUUAAGGGCAUUAGGUACUCUCACCGUGCAAAAUCUAGGGUUUUGAUUUUAUCGAGUUUCAGAGCUCAUCGCCUCCAUACGCAGCGAAGAAUGGGUCACUCAAACAUCUGGAACUCCCACCCCAAAACCUACGGCCCUGGUUCUCGUACCUGCCGGGUAUGUGGUAACUCACAUGGGCUGAUCAGGAAGUAUGGGCUUAUGUGCUGCAGGCAGUGCUUUCACAGCAAUGCAAAGGAGAUUGGUUUCAUCAAGUAUCGUUAAGUUUCACCGAUGAAGGAGAUGAGUUCUUGUUGGCGAUUUUCAAUUAAACGAUGAUUUCAAGAUUUUGUUAGCGUUGUUGAAUGUUGAUUCCAAAUGGGUUUUCAUCUUUUGACUUUUGAGAUACUGUUUAUGGUUUAUGUAUGGCAGACUGAAAGUCUUUUUUCUGUUUUUGGUACUUGAUUAUGAACUUCAAAUCUAAACAUGUUUUGGCAUCUGAUGAUCUCAA